Molecule: messenger RNA, 1591 nt
Organism: Nelumbo nucifera (sacred lotus)
Lineage: Eukaryota; Viridiplantae; Streptophyta; Magnoliopsida; Proteales; Nelumbonaceae
Product: E3 ubiquitin-protein ligase SINAT2-like
Biological process (GO): multicellular organism development; ubiquitin-dependent protein catabolic process
Cellular component (GO): cytoplasm
Molecular function (GO): ubiquitin protein ligase activity; zinc ion binding; protein binding
Source: RefSeq, a predicted model, not a curated record
GAAAGAAAAAAGUGAAAAAGCGCACGAGGAAUCGUCGGUAACUCGGUAUUAAAGACGACGCAGAGACGAUCAUGAAAAACAAAGAAGAGAAGUAAAGACAAGAUCAGUUGCAGACGGAGACAGGGUCAGGGUCUCUAAUUUAUUCUGACUUUUGCUCAUUUUCCGAAUUCCGGAUGAAACGCGCAAAUUCCGGAACUCGAUGCACGAGUUUCUUCUUCUCCUCUUCGGUUUUCACUCUUUAUAGUCUUUAGUCUUCACUCCGGUCCAGUUCUCACCUCUUAUAUUAUUGUUGUCGUCGUCUCUCUUUUCGGGCGAAAUCCAGUUGUGUUUUAUUAAAUGCAUUGCAGCAAAGAUUAAAGGUACACUUUAAAAGUUAAAGUGAAACAAUACUUUGUAAUUUCUGCAAGCAUGGCUCCUGGUGGCUGCAUCUUCAAGGAAGUCCUUGAGUCUCAGUCUGCAGUUGUGGAUUAUGAUAUAUCAGCUACAAAAUCAAUAUUAAAGCAUCCUCAAUCUACCAAAGAUGCUAUUGUGUACAAUGGAAAGUGUGGAGUGUCAUCAACCAAUGGUGUACAUGAGCUUCUUGAAUGCCCUGUUUGCACAGGCUCAAUGUAUCCCCCCAUUCACCAGUGUCCAAAUGGUCACACUCUAUGUUCAAGCUGCAAGGUUAGAGUACAGAACCGUUGCCCAACUUGUCGCUUUGAGCUUGGUAACAUAAGGUGUUUGGCCUUGGAGAAGGUGGCGGAAUCAUUAGAACUACCAUGUAGAUACCAGAACUUGGGUUGCCAUGAUAUAUUCCCAUACUAUAGCAAACUCAAGCAUGAACAACUAUGCCAAUUUCGUCCAUAUAAUUGUCCUUAUGCUGGGUCUGAGUGCUCCAUCACUGGAGAUAUCCCUACCCUUGUUGCACAUCUCAAGAAUGACCACAAGGUUGACAUGCAUGACGGGUGCACCUUCAACCAUCGAUAUGUCAAAUCCAAUCCACAAGAGGUUGAAAAUGCUACGUGGAUGCUGACAGUUUUCAACUGCUUUGGUAGACAAUUCUGUUUGCACUUCGAGGCAUUCCACUUGGGAAUGGCACCUGUAUACAUGGCCUUCCUGCGGUUCAUGGGUGAUGAGAAUGAUGCAAAGAAAUUUAGUUACUGUCUGGAAGUUGGUGGCUAUGGGCGUAAGCUAACAUGGCAAGGAGUUCCAAGAAGCAUACGAGAUAGCCACAAAAAGGUUCGGGACAGUGAGGAUGGGCUGAUCAUCCAGAGGAACUUGGCCCUCUUCUUUUCUGGUGGCAAUAGGCAAGAGUUGAAAUUGAGAGUGACAGGCCGAAUAUGGAAAGAACAGUAACAGAUGCUAGAAUCCAUUUAAAAUCUUAUGUAGAAAAAGAAAUUUAUACUGGUUCAACUGGAUGGGGGUAGUCCAUUUGAGGAAUUUAGAGAUGCCAGUCGUUUCUGUAUAUGGGGUAGAUCAAUGCUUACAAACUUGAUAUUUUCUUUUUAUUCCUGAAAAAAAUUGCAGGGCUUCCUUUAUCUUAGCCCCUUUUUUUUCCCCUGAUAUUUAGUACAAUUAAACAAGGAUACGAUAUAAAAAAGAAUUGCCUUAA